Messenger RNA from Entrophospora candida, 150 nucleotides. The record is from the annotation of a GenBank genome assembly. NCBI's taxonomy places the organism in Eukaryota, Fungi, Glomeromycota, Glomeromycetes, Entrophosporales, Entrophosporaceae.
AUGACAACAUCAACUGCUCCAUAUUCAAUAGAUCGAUCUAAAGGAUUAGAAUAUAGACUAAGUUUUCGUUCGGUAGCAGGUGAAGAUUUUGUCAUCAGAGAUCAAUCACUGGCACAGAGAGCAAUGAACAUGUCAUCAAAUUUCAUAUAA